Messenger RNA from Trichoplusia ni (cabbage looper), 7818 nucleotides. It is a transcript of the gene Schip1, whose product is annotated as schwannomin-interacting protein 1 homolog. The record is from RefSeq and is a predicted model, not a curated record. Gene Ontology annotation, cellular component: plasma membrane; cell junction. Lineage: Eukaryota; Metazoa; Arthropoda; Insecta; Lepidoptera; Noctuidae. Bases 315 to 3026 code for a protein of 903 amino acids. The transcript is spliced from 13 exons. Gene Ontology annotation, biological process: positive regulation of hippo signaling.
CGGGGCGCGAGCGACCGCCACGCCACGCGAUCAUUUUGCACCGAAAGGCGGGCGGGGUGCACGUCGAACAGAGGCCGUCCGCCCGCGCCACCCACGUACCGCGUUUCUUAUACUACAACCUCGUUAGUCUAAGUGACGUAAAGCCUUCAUAUAGACGCGAACAGUGAAUGAGGACGUACAGUUAUUGAGGACAACGCAAUACUUGCAACGGAUUUUAGUGUACGGACAAAUAAGAUAACCUUGCGAGCUGCAUUUAUUAUUCAGUUGCUGCGCUGAAAUACACAUAGCCAGGAUGGCGCCCUGUACAGAUAACCAUGAGGAUCAAAUCAUUGGACAAUGGUAACAUCGCCGUUUACAACAGGCAAGAAGUAUUGUCUCACAGGAAUCCAGAUAAUAGAAGUUGGUUAACUGCAAAUAACACAGAGCAAAGUCUACGUGAGAAUUCAAGAGACUACUCACAAGUAUUUAAUAGUAAUACAAUAUAUAACUCUAGAAAGAAUUCAGGGACAAUUGAAAAUACGAGUACAGAAAUCGGCGCAGACAGCGAUGCCUCGGCCCUGAGCGCGGAACUGGUAUGCAACAGACAAUAUCGGAUCAACAGCAGGAACGUGAAUAGCUCGGAGUCACGUAAUAGCAACGAGACAGACAAUCUGGAGGCAACCACAGAAACUAUCCGCGCUCCUUGUGAACGUUUUAUAUCUAAUACUAAUGCAUAUGCGGACACAACGCCAAUUGACGAAGAGAGAGCAUUCGAGCAUUCUGACACAGAUGAGAUGUCUGAGAACGGCAUCCAUCCUGUACCGAGGGGAAUCGUGAAUCCAAAUUAUCCUGGCUUCCAACACUUAGCGCACACAUUACAGGACUAUUCUUCAAAUAUUGAAAACUUCUAUCAUUCAGAAAAUGAAAUGACGGAUGACGAUGUGGAUAUUGAAAUAACUGAUCUCGCUUACGAACCUGAACCGAAUCAAAAUGGGACGGAGUAUAAAAACGUAAAUAACAACAAUACUAUCAAAAAUGACUUAAUAAAAACAACUAUUUUGUCGCCACAAAACAAAACAUAUUCACAGAAAAACCUUGUAGAUAGUCAAAUACAAAAUGAAAUACCAGAUUUAUUGAAAACUGUAUCUAAAAACAAUAACAAUAAUGAAGAAAUAUUUAGUUAUGAGUUGAACUGCUCAGAUGCUGAUAUAGAGAAUAACUUUAACGCCAAGGAUAUUAUUGGUGAUUUUAAUAAGGAAAUUGAAGAUGAAAUCAAACAGUUACUCAAUUAUAAUAUCAACAUCCAAGAUGACUUAGAAGAAUUACGCAAAGACAUAAAGGACACUUUUGCGAAACCUAUUGAGAAUACAAUUAAUAACAUAAGUGAUGUCGUUAAUCAUGUCAUAAAGAAAUUAGUGGAAACACAAACCGAAGUAAGUGACGAAAAUGAGGAUGAAGUGAAAGAAAAUUUAAAUCAGCAACAGAAGAUUGACCAAGAAAUAUGUAAAAUAAAUAAAGAAAAUGAGAAAAACACUCGUACAGAAAUGAGUCUAAGCAGGCCUACGUUUUUACUAAUAGAAAAUAAUACAAGUGGCAAGAUAACGGACGCCUUCCUCUCAGACGGAAAGGACGAAAUAAACAUUAAUGAUUAUGACACCGAGAAAUUGAGCCUUAAUGUCGAGAAUACUAUUAAACAACUGAGCACUGAACUUCGAAAAAUAAUUCCAAAAUUAGAUGAAAUGCGAGAACGCGAUAGGAUAUGGGCGGAAAGUAAAAAAGAAACAGUCAUUAUGGAUGGAAAUUCUAAUGAAAUAGCAAAUAGUUCUAAAAGUAACUGCUUAACGAAAAGUGUACAUUCGCCAGAAACGCCUGGUGUUAGUAAACCUAUUAGACAAAAUGAUAAUCAUGUUAGUGUUAGAAAAAAUUCUUUACACUUGAAGAGUGAACCCAAAGCGGCCAGAGACAAACAAAAAGAACUAACAUCAAGUAAAAACUCUUACCGCACCGCUCAAAAUAAAACAUCCGUCCGUAAAAAUGAUAACGCGAAAGAUUUAGAUUUGGGAAGUUUUGACGUUUACAACAUAGAAACAGCGUUACCCAAGCUAGAUUUGGAUGCUAUUGAAAAUCAUUUAAGAGCAGCUAAAGAAGCUGAAAGAAGGAAACGCAAUGACCGAGAAGAAAUUAGAAGACGCCUGGCUAUGGGGGCAGAAACUGAGGAGUACUAUAGCAUGGGGCACACUGACCGGCCCGGGAAGAAACCAAGUCUGCAUUCACGACUACAAAGUGGGAUGAACCUACAAAUAUGUUUCAUGAAUGAGACAGCAUCUGACAAUGAAUCUCAAGCAUCAGAUAUUGAAAAAAAUCAUAAUAAUACAAAAAGUCUGUCACGGUCGAGCAUAUUUAGCAAGUCUAACUACAACCAUCCUUAUCAGACAAGACCUCUGUCGGUUAACAUCACAAAAAAUGACAAAAUUAGUACCGUGCAGAGUGGUGCAAAAUUACGUCCUUCGUCACUGUCAUUAAAGACAACUAAGUCUAGGUCAUCACAUUCACUGGGACACUUUGAAAUAAAAGAGUCUGACUUCUAUGUCCUCCAAGCUACCCUGCAGACUGAAGCCAGGAUUGCACUAGCACAGGCAAAGGAGAUGGCUCGUAUCCAAAUGGAGCGCGAGCGCCGCAGCCGCGCGGUGUCGCCGGUGACGGAGAUGCUGCGGCGCAGCAUGCACAAGGCCAGCGCGCCGCUCGCCGCCGACCGCCGCCGCGUAUCGCGCCAGCUGCUCACCGACAUGAACAUCGCACAGCUACAGGUGAUAGUGAAUGAGUUGCACUCUCAGAUCGAGUAUUUGAACGACACGCUGGUGAAGUUACUGAUGGCACGCGACGAGCUGCAUAUGGGACAAGAUUCCAUGCUUGUGGAUAUCGAAGACCUGACGCGCUAUCUAUAUGCGACUUUUAAUUUGUGUGAUCCAAGCCCUCAAGUAAAUGAACCUCCAGAAAACGAACCAGUUGAAGAGGAAACCACUGAUGGGCGUCAAGGAACAGACUAAGAAAACCAAAGGCACUACUAAAUCAGGUAUGAAGAGGCUCACGUCUUUAGUGCACAAAUAAGUACACAAUAUUUUAACGUUAGGCUUAUUUAUAACUGCGAUCUAUUUAGUAAAUACAAGGGUGGUCACUGUAGGACAACGUGUGUUACAGUGCGUAAGGUAACUAUUACACCUGAUAUGUAUAAUUCGUAAGAAAACGUGACCCAUCAUUCGAUAUGCAUUGUCUUUGUAAAUACACUGCAAAUUUCUUUUGUCUUUCCACUUGUUGGUACACUCAAACAACCAUAAACGGUGAAAGCACAUUGUGUAUCGAAUUGGUUUGUUCUAGAAUGAAAAGACUUUAUGUAACAGCUGAUUGAUUCGUCGAAAUAUGUAGAAUGUCCAAGUUGGAAACAACUCCAUGAGUUUGACUUUUAUUAUAGAAAGUUGUAACUGUAUGUUAUAUCUUCGCACUGUACCAUACCUAAUGCAUAUAAUCUGAAACGUCAUAUAAUUUAUAUGACAGCAAAAUUAGUUAAUGUGUUAAGACGUCGUGGUCGUCCUCGACAAAAUUCAUGGCAGCAAUGUAUUUUAAUGUUACCAAAUUGAUCUGUGGAGAAUUCAUUCGAAUGUAAAUUAUGUGUAACAAGUACGAGAAAAGAGUUCAUAUAUCAAAAUAAAGAAUACCUCUCGGAUUCAAGAUAGCAAUCUCAUGUGUACUCACGUGUACUCCAUGUUUCUGGCUUUCGACCAAGUUAUAAUUGAUUCAUAGAAAGUGAGGCUAUAGUUGAGCAGAAUAUUCAAAAGAAAAAGGCGAGCUGAGAUGAAAAUUAACAUACAAUUACUCACUUGGCCGCCCAAUUGUGUACACUGCAUGGUAUGCUGUAACAGGUGUUAUUGCAUAUUUGUAUAUACGGUUCUCUCGUUAGUGAAGUAACUCCGUCACAGUUCCCAAUGUUUAGAGAUAAUAUAAUAUCGUGUAUAUCGGAUUUACUGUAUAUUAUAUUCAAAUUAUACAUGUCCGCUUUAAAUAGAUACAUAUUAGCCCACCUAAAUAUUAUAUUUUACAAUUAUUCUCAGAUUAGAAAAAAUAUUUUUUCAUAAUAGUGCUCAUUGUUAUCUAUAAAUUGUCUAUGCCUUCGGGGUUUGAGGAGGGGUUGACUUCCCAAACGAAAAAAAAACUUAUGUAUAAUGAACUCAAGAGUAUUGUACGUUAGUGAAAUUAUUUUUAAGUUAGUUAAUUUUAUCAAUGCAUUGAAAGUGUGAAUUUCAGAACGAUUGUACCUCCUUACAUCGAAGGCAUGGAUUACCUUUUAUAUGUAUACUAGUAUACUCACAAUAUAUACAGGUAGGCAUGUAGAGUCGCACAUGCCAUCGACAAUGUCGAGUGAUCUUAUCGGAGGCUUGUAAUUGACGUAGUUUACAUACUAAUAACUAACGGAAUGCAAAUUGAGUACUGUCUGCCUCUACCUUCGCGGUACCUCCACCGGUAACUGACGACCUGGUACUUUGUAUGAUUUCAUAACCUACAAAUAUAUGUAAAAAGCAAAUUCUAUGUAUUUACACACUCGAGGACUUUAUUAAGACUUUAAUAAGUUUAGCUUUCAUGGUUUUUGAAAUAAAUGUUUUUCCUGUUCUAUAAAAUUUCGAUAAGAUUUUAAAAUUUCGACUUUUUGACUGUGUUCAUACGAAAAUCAACUGUAAUUACUCAUCAUAAAGUAUUUAAUAUGUAAAAACUUUGAAACACUAUUGUUAGGUAGUACUUUAUGUCCAUUUGCAUUCCAUAGUAAAUUAUAAAGUUUGUUGACUGGUAUUUGUUAAUAAGAAAUAUCAAUAUUAGUGUUCCAUCUCUCAGCAAAUAGUUAUGAAUCUUUCUUGCCUUAUCCAAAUAAUUUAAUCUCGCUAAGCUCUAAGCAAUAUUUGUCGGUGAUACAUGAACAUAUUAUACUAUCCUACAUAUUACAAUGUUAAUUAGUUAUGUAUUGAAACUAUUGUAGCACUGAGUGUUUCACCAAAUCAGACUUAGGGACCUAUUUGGGCUACCAAGCCAUUAUCUAUAAUCAAAAACGUAUAUAUAUAACCUACUUUAGUCAGGCGAAAAACGCUCCGAAUGUAUCAUCUUUGGCAACUAUACUCGACUGCCUGCAGCUAUUUUUCUCAUAUUAUUAAAAUACCACAUAAACAUAUUUAUGUUGCGGUCUAACGGAAAUGCUCAGUACUACGAUACUUUACAAAUAGGUACUGAGUUGAGAAACACCAAUUUUAUCCGUUUUAGGCAACUAAAUUUAAAAAUAUUGUAACGUCGUUGUUUAGCUCAUCAUUCAGAUUCCGCGGGUCACAGACUUUUUAUAGAUCGAUAGUAUGGGGAUAUAGGCUAUCUUUAUAGCUUCUUUAUCGUAUGAUUAAUGAACAUCCUGGUAUCAGAAUUUAAACACACCAUUGAACAUUUCUCGCCGAUUUCCUAACGAUAAUUCCAUUCGCCGUUUUUGGCUAGUGAUAAUUACUUAUGUAAUUAGAAUAUCAAGUAUGCGUACCAAGAACUAAUAAGAAAAGUGUUAUCAUUAAUAUCAAUAACUAUUGACUAUAUAAAUGUCUGUAGCCCGCUGGUCUAUUAGACUUUUUUAACCUGUAUUCUAUUAUUACUUGGAUCUCAAGUGUUAUUCCUACUAUUGUGUACCUAUUGAUAUUAAGUAUCUUUCUUACUUUUUUAUGUUAGUUUAAUACUAUAUGUUACUUAGACAUGACACACUUUUGAGAUUGUAUUAAUCUACGGUUUUAAUUUCUUAAAAGUGCCGUGUCUAUUAGUUUCGCUGUGCUAGAUUUAGUUACCAUUAUUGUUAGCUUUAUAUACCUUUGUGCUUAUGUAUAAGAUAUUUUUAUGUGUAUGGGGGCUAGGACACAUGUGACACAUUGUUACCUAACAAUAGUUCCAUCGACAAAGUGAACACAAGAAGUAUGGUAUACAAAAUCGACCAUGAAGGUUAGUGCAUGAUGGAUAGACAACGUUCUAGGGAUUGUACUAUGACACUUUAUAGAUUAUUCACAAUACUUUUACACCUGUUUACCAGCCUAGAUCGUUAUUUAUUUGCACUACAAUCCUGUAUCUAAAUAAGGCCGUCUUCCUAUAUGAUUUUUAACAUUUGUGUUGCACGAUGUGUCAAGCCUCCAACAUAACAUUAACUAUGUACCUUUCUCUCUACAUUCUUUAACUGUAAACAGCAUACUAAGUGCAUUUAUUAUUAAAUGUUCAAUAGACAGUACAGGGCCUGAGCAGACUGGUCGAAAGGUACCAUAAAAAACUGAUUGAAUACUCGUUCCAUUUCAGUUCAAUUUGUUUUUCUUAUUUUGUUAUAGCAUAUGACGGUACAAACAUAUAGGUACAAAACAAAUUAUUGGUUAACCAUUUAGUCGAUAAAAAUCUGUAUAAUUAAUGUCUGCUAACCUCUUGUCGUUUUGUGUACCUUUCAACCUCUUUACUCGGUCUCCUUUAAUCCGAAUGAUUCAGCUGUAUUUUUAAAGCUUUUAUUUCAUUUUCAUGUUAUGAUCACCAUGAAAAGAAAAUGUUGGAUACUGAGAUAGCACUGUUUAGGCACUCAUCGUAAUGUCACGUUACAUUUGGUAAGCGAUUAUUUAUAUUAUGUGUUUUAAAAUAACGUUUUUUUUACGGGCCGUUUUCCAGCAGAUAAAAGUGCAAGAAUAAAAAUACACCUUGCUUAGCACUUAUGUCUAUAAUAAGCCCUUUAAUAGAUAUUUAAACACCAGUUUUAUUUACAAUUAAAAGUAUAUCGAUUUUACAUCACUUGAUACCAGCUAUGUACAGUUACCAUUACCCUUCACUCAGCUAUGUAUUAUUAACACUAGGUUAACUAUGUUUUUACGACGAUAUAACAGAUACAGCUGCGGUAAGCCCAUUUACGAGUAAUCUGCCAUUAAAGCACAUACCUUAUCCUGUUUGCAAAUGUUAUGCUGAUAAUCUGCCAGCAAACCUGAUUAUUAUGUCAUUUUUAUAACUCAUAAGCGUGUUAACAGUUCAAUUUCUGUUAAAAGACUAAAAGUGUUAUUGGAAAUUUGGAUCAAUCGAUUUUUUACGUUCAAGGGCUUGUACGAACACACACACACAUACAUGUAUAACAUCUGCAACGAGUGCAUUAGUAUCCAACUUUUUUUUAACUGGUAAUUCCUUUGUUUUUAAUUUCAUUAACAAUUACAGGGUGUUUCUAUAUUUACGACCGUAUUAUGAAGUCUUAAAGCCAGUUUUUUUCAAUAAAUAGUGGUGUCUUCGUGUACGGCUCAGUCACCUGGACUAACAGAUCAGUCAGUGGACUGAUAGUCACUUGUUUCUUGAUUGACGUCAUCAGAUCAAUCGCAAGCAAACUACCCUUAGUUCAGCCGUGGUUUUAAGACUUAGUAAAACGAUCUCUGUUACACGGAGCUUUAACCGCUACAUUGUUUUUAUUGUAUUUAUAAACACAUCUAUGAUAAUUGUUUAAUUUGUUCACGUACUGUAGAACGGGGUUAAUCAGGACGCUAGAAGUCAAUAGACAAAUUUGAAAUGUCGAAUAUUUAUGUAGAUAGAUAUUCAUUCUAUAUGACUUUUUUCUGUAAAACUUAUACGAAAUCGUGUCCCUUCACUUUAAGUGUCCGAUUUUUCUCCAUUUUACGGUAUUCUCUAAGUUUCCAUGGUGUUGGUCUGUCAGUGUAGAACCUCUACCGAUGUUUGAGAUACGAGAAUGCUUGGCGUGCUUAUUGUCAAACUUUUACCGACAUGUGAUAAAAUAUUAUUGAUUAUUCUAAAUAAACGGGAAAGUGUUUA